AUGUCUUUCUCUGUUGGUGUAGCAAGUAGGUUUAUGGAAAAACCUACAGUCAAGCAUUUCAAUGCUGUCAAACAGAUAAUGAGAUACUUGAAGGGAACACUGAACUUUGGUUUGGUGUAUACUCAAGAGAAGAAGCCAGAAGAGUUAGUGGGGUACACUUACAGUGACAGUGGAGGAGAUAUUGUGGGAAGGAGGAGCACUAGUGGCAUGGCCUUUUAUCUGAAUGAGGGACUGAUCACCUGGAAUUCUCACAAGGAGAAAACAGUGGCAUUGUCAUCUUGUGAGGCUGAGUUUAUGGCAGCUACAGCUGCAGCCAAGCAAGCUUUUUGGCUUAGAAAUCUGUUGGGACAGAUUGCAGCUACUGAACCAAGAGCAGUAAUUUUGUAUGUUGAUAACAGUUCAGAUAUAGCACUGAUGAAAAACCCUGUAUUUCAUGGUCGAAGCAAGCAUAUAGAUGUGAAUUUUCAUUUCCUCACGGAGUGUGUAGAGCGUGGACAGAUUGUCGUCAAGAAAUAA
Panicum virgatum (switchgrass) is the source of this 516-nucleotide messenger RNA. RefSeq names its product secreted RxLR effector protein 161-like. The record is from RefSeq and is a predicted model, not a curated record. Lineage: Eukaryota; Viridiplantae; Streptophyta; Magnoliopsida; Poales; Poaceae. The coding region runs from base 1 to 516 and encodes 171 amino acids. The transcript has a single exon.